CACUCAACCCUCGGAUAUGGGUAAUUCCAGAGAAGGGCACGCGGUAGGAUACGUCCUCCUAGCAUUCGUUGUGGUAUGUGGAGCUGCAGAACAAGGAGCAAGUAUCCCGGGAGUAGAGUUAAGGGCACGCGACUCCUCCCUCUGUCUGACGAAGGAGAAAGUACCUGACCUGGGGACCGAUUUCGUCAUCUGUGCCUUCCUACAACCUCUCCACCAGGAUCAACACCAGUACGAUGACGAAGGGGCUGACGAAGGGGUUGAUGAAGGGGUUGACGAAGAGGAUGAAGAGGAGGAGGAGGAGGACGAAGAGGAGGGCUACCAGGGGAUAUCAGAUCCAACCAUCUUCACCCUUAAUAUGGACGGUGUGGUGAUGAGAGCCAGUGUGUCGCCAUCGUCACAACUACAAGUACAGUACGGGAACACCUCCUACGCCUUUGACGAGACGCUGGUGGCUGGGGUGUGGCGGCGGGUGUGUGUGUACACUGACGCUGAGGAAGACAAGGUGGGUGUAAAGUUAAACCUGUAUUUAACAGACUAUAUGAAAGGUUAGUCCGUUAAAUUGAAGUCCGUU
This is a messenger RNA of Homarus americanus (American lobster), 571 nucleotides long. RefSeq lists its product as uncharacterized. The record is from RefSeq and is a predicted model, not a curated record. Lineage: Eukaryota; Metazoa; Arthropoda; Malacostraca; Decapoda; Nephropidae. The coding region runs from base 17 to 550 and encodes 177 amino acids. The transcript is spliced from 3 exons.